GGCUCGGCUUGCGUGAGCUGCGCGGGCGUCGUUGGGUUUGCUGAGUGCCCGGUCAUAGGUGACGGAAGGAGAGCAGUGGCUGGCUCGGCGGUGUCGCAUCAUGAAGUUCCAAUACAAGGAAGACCAUCCGUUCGAGUACAGGAAAAAAGAAGGGGAGAAAAUCAGGAAGAAAUACCCCGACAGAGUCCCUGUAAUUGUGGAAAAAGCACCAAAAGCCAGAGUACCUGAUCUAGACAAAAGGAAGUAUCUUGUGCCUUCUGACCUCACAGUUGGGCAAUUCUACUUCUUAAUCCGAAAGCGGAUCCACCUGAGGCCAGAGGAUGCGCUAUUCUUCUUUGUCAAUAAUACCAUCCCUCCCACAAGUGCUACCAUGGGUCAGCUGUAUGAGGAUAACCACGAGGAGGACUAUUUUCUCUAUGUGGCCUACAGUGAUGAGAGUGUCUAUGGCAAGUGAGCAGCAGUCCCCCAGGCAUGCAGGCGAGAUGGACUGAUGGAACUGAUUGGGGGGUAGGGGGAGGGUGUUGAAGAGGAGGAAGAAGAACGCUUGAGAAGAGGGGAAGAGGACUGGAAGUUAACCACAUGCACAGUGCCGUCAUCUUCCAUGUGUUAAUUAUAACCAUUAUUUUUAAGUUGAGGGGAGGGAGGGCGGGGGUACCGUAAAUGAAACAGUGAACUGAUAGGCUAACAAGAGGUUCUGUGUUGAGAAAUGGGAGAAUCCACUGUUUGUACUCUUCCCUUAUGCGGCUGGAAGUUGCUAGCUGGUACUGUAGGCUGCUAGACAAGCCAGUGUAGUGGAGCUUCUGGAGAGUGAAUGAACGGGAGGGAAAUGGUUGUUCAUGUGUAACCUUUCCAUUGGAUGCGGAAGGCAUGCCUGGAACUGUACACUGAUCUUGUCGCACCUUACCCAUGGCACGGGCUGCAUACCUGUGAGCAUUCAGUAAGCUGUGAAAUAUUUCACCCUGACCAUACAAGGUUGUCCUGUGCUGAUAGUCCUCACUCUAGCUGCUAUAUGUGAAGUGUUCCAAGACUACUAUAUUUCCUGUUGCUUCCAUCAUUUUAGAAUGCGUUUUACUCCCAGCCCCCAACUCUGAGGGCUGGGAACUACUCAGCUGUGAGAUGCAGGGAUGGAGAGGAUGGGGGAAAGAAGGGAGGAAUAUUUUUUUCCUUUGUUUUUUUAAUUGCAUAUGUGGACAGAACAAUUUGAGACAACUCUUGUUCUUUUCAGUGAAGCUAACUGCUGAACUCAUAAACAAAAACCUCAGGAGAACAACUAGCCAACUUCAGCAUUGAGGCAGGAUUGAGUAUACUAAACAUGUCCAUAGCUAUUCAUCCAGUUUAUUCCUAGAGACAGUCAUGUAGGCAGACUCUGGAGACUGCUUAGAUAGCCUGUUCCAGUUUCUAGCUAGCCUACAAGUGAGAGUGCUUUUCUUGCUGUAUAAGUUUAGUCCCUAGCAGUGCAUUAAUGCAAUUAACUAGUGGUGGUCUUGUUACUAGUGAACACAGAAAAUUAUCCAUCAGCGUUGUCCUUGCCCAAUCUUCUGCAGAUUUGAAGUUGGCAGAAAUCUUUCAGGUUUAGCCUUCCCUUCCAUGUCUCAUCCCUGUACAGAUCUUGCACCAUCUGCAUUAGCAGAAGAGAUCAGUCCCUCCCAUGUGUCUUUUGCUUUUUGUGAUUGGACACAGUGCCACUCUUUGACAUGAGAGGUGCUUUUAGACAUGAAGGGGAAGAGGAAAAGAUUCUCUGUAGGUUUUUGUUUUGAUUUUUUUUUUUUGUUGACGUUUUUUACUUUAUUUUAAGCCAGGGUUGUGUAUGCCCCAUCCUUGGAGGUGUUCAAGGCCAGGGUGGAUGAGGUGCUGGACAACCUGACCUAGUACUUGAUCUAGCAGUUGGCAAGCCUGCCUAUGGCAGGGGAAUUGAGAGCUCAGGAUCAUCAAGCUCUUUCUAACCCAGGCCAUUUUAUGAUUCUAUGGAAAUUCCCAGAUAGAUGCUGUCCUGUGCAAACCUUACGCUGUCAUGCCAAAGCAGUUACUUCCCAGUGGCACAAACAGCAGAUUUUCCCAUAAUUGCCAUAACUCAAGAUGGGGAGUGAGCUGACUUUCAGGGAUGUUUAGGGGUUUUAUCUAAAGGUUAAAUAACUGGACCUGAAUUUCUGCAAGCAUUCCUAUAUUUAGGGGGUGGACCAAGUGGGAAGAAAAGAUGAGAAAGACGAAGGAGACAGGCUGAGUCCAAAAUACGUUGAGGGUGUUUACUGUAUUUACCUGAAAAAGUUAGAUCCCAGUUCUCUGCAUUCCUCAGGAAUGAUAGAUUGAGUGCUUCUAUGGUGGUGGGAGACAGGAAAUCAGAUUGCAGCCUUUUCUGACUUGGUUGAUUGAGGCACAGAAGAUGGAAAAUGAGGCUGGGGGUGGGAAGCAGGAGUCAUUAAUACAGCUGUGUGAAGAAUAGGGAUGCAGUGUAGUACAGAAGAGUCACUGCCUGUGUGAUACAGUAAGUAACAAAUGAAUGGGAUAAAAAGGAGCAAAGAAUCUAGGCAAGGUGGUCAUAAAGGGGAAACAGAAAAUGGGGGAAUAAAGGAUAAAGUGGGAGAAUAAAGGAUGAAGUAGGUGGGUUUCUACAGGCAUUUUUCAUCUGAAUUUCAGGCUUGCUGUUCUAUCAUGUUGAUCUGGAAUAAAUACAUUUGGAGGACUUGUAUCAGCUGCAAGUUUACAUAACGUCCUCUUUUACUGGACCACUCUCCUUCAAUUAGAGUCCUUUAACACCCUUGGGGUGCAAAUCCACGUCAGUCUACUCUUUUAGGAAGCUCUGAAUGUUCUGAAGUAGAGAAUAGACUCAGAAGGCUCCUUAGGAUAAAAGAGAAGAUGGGGGCAGAUUGUAUACAGCCCUUUGCCACUGUCCCACUUGCUCACAUGUGUGCCACUAAGCAUGUGAUUGUGUGUGUUGUCUCAAAGUAACUUGUGUUUAGGCACACUCAAGAGAGAAAGAGUUGGUAUCUGGGUUGUGUUUUUUUGUGUUCAGACCUCUUUUCCCCUCCUGCUGCUGCGUUCAUAAGUAAAAAGAAUGGGACUUAUCUCAGCUGUUUGUGACGUUUGGAAUUUACACUUUACAUUAGUUACUUUACAUUUCUUUUAAUUGGAUUGUGGCAUUUAGUUCUGUUUUUGUGCUAGACUAAUAUUGUACAAAUAAUGACGGUAGUUCUUUUUUUGUGUUGAUUAGCUGCAGGUUCUUUUAAAAAUCCGUACUACUUAAGCUAAAUCAACCAGUCAAUAAAGAUGCGUUUGAAAAUCACAGGAUUGGCCCAAAAUGUGAUUGACUGUAGUAUUUAUCACCAUGUGUGCUUGUAAAUAAAGAGCCUGACUAACAGGGCUGCUUUGUCAGAA
Messenger RNA from Meleagris gallopavo (turkey), 3372 nucleotides. RefSeq names its product gamma-aminobutyric acid receptor-associated protein-like 1. NCBI's taxonomy places the organism in Eukaryota, Metazoa, Chordata, Aves, Galliformes, Phasianidae. The record is from RefSeq and is a predicted model, not a curated record.